Messenger RNA from Pseudozyma hubeiensis SY62, 999 nucleotides. RefSeq names its product splicing factor 3b. The record is from RefSeq and is a predicted model, not a curated record. Lineage: Eukaryota; Fungi; Basidiomycota; Ustilaginomycetes; Ustilaginales; Ustilaginaceae. The transcript is spliced from 3 exons. The coding region runs from base 1 to 999 and encodes 332 amino acids.
AUGCGCAAUACUGCAGAACGCUCUUUCCGGUUACGAAUCAUGACGGAUAUUGACACCGAUCUUCGCACGAUCGUCGUUUCAGAAGAUCAGAAGCAGUUUACCGACCUCGGUAUCAAGCAGCUAUGCUUUGGUCAAAAAGUGAUCGGAGCCGAUGGCAAGCCCAAGGUGAAUUUGAUCUGGAGAAGCGAUCACAAGGCUCCAACAAUGGCAAUUUCAUGGAGGGUGAAGUACGGUCUUAAUUGGACCAAGACCGAGCCAACUGUCGGUCUCGUUGUUACAGAGGGGGGGCAUUGGAAGGACUGUCAUUUGGGAUCCAACUAUAAUCUCAACAAAGAUGGAUAUUUUGACAUCGCUCCCGGAGGCACGCCUAACGAGAUCUCCAUUCUCGACAAUGCUCACGAACCGGUCUACCCGAUCCUUGGACUUUGGGAUGAGAAGUCCAAGCAAUAUAGGCCGGCCUAUGUGGACCCCACCACUCUGGACACCCACGGCAACGCUCAGUACCAGCCUCAAUCCGAGAAUGAGACCUGGUUUGCUGCCAGAGUCCAGACCUCUGAAAUGAUUUCUUCCACCGGAACAGCCGUUGCCAAAUUCAACACUGGCAUCAUCAACCCGAACACGAACGACUAUCUAUGGAACACCACCUACGAGCCCCUGUCGGGAGUUUGGUCGGGUGAUAACGAGCCAUCUGCGUCGACGGCCGAAGUCGGCGACGCCUUCGCGCGCUUCAUUGUCAGGUUUAACAAGUCAGUCCCGGUCAACAAGUGGAUCAAAGCGUCAGCAGACGUGAAGAUCGACCUCGAGAAGAAGUGGGGAACACCGGUCACGGUCAAUUGGCUGACCAAAUUCCUGGUAGAGAUCAAAUUCAAAAGCAAGGAUGGUAUGGAGGUCCCCCGGAAUACCCCCACGGAGGUAGACAUCCGUGCGGCUUUCAAGGCUGCCUCGCAAAGUGGCGACUUCGCUCCCGAUGACUCCAUUGAGAUCGCCGAGCUUGAGUGA